AUGGGGAUUCAGACAACGAAUUCUCAUGUGAUGGUUGGUGGGCAGCAGUCUCAUGUACAACAGCCAAUGGCAAGACAAAACUCGUGGUACAGGCUCACGCUCGAUGAGGUUGAGAACCAAUUAGGUGAUUUAGGUAAACCAUUAGGCAGCAUGAACCUUGAUGAGUUGCUUAAGAAUGUGUGGAUGGCCGAGGCUAGCCAUUCUUCUGGAAUGGACCCUACUACCGCUUUCCCUGCUGCCUCGCUCCAGCGCCAGGCUAGCCUUUCACUUGCGAGGACGUUUAGGGGGAAGACAGUGGAUGAGGUGUGGAAGGAUAUCCAGCAAGGACAAAAGACUAGGUACACGAAGGAAAUGAUUACCCACCAAAGGGAGCCAACUCUUGGGGAGACCACUCUGGAGGAUUUCUUGGUGAGAGCAGGGCUUCUUGUGGCUGAUGCUUCUCAAGGACCUGCUAUGGGGUUGGACAGCACAUUAACCCCACAGAGUUUCACGCCCCAAAUGGGGUUGUCUCCUUCUCCUUCAAUUGAUGCAUUAUCAGAUACACCAAUCCCAGGCCAGAAGAGGUUCACUGGAGACCUUGACAAGACCCUUGAGAGAAGGCUAAGGAGAAAGAUUAAAAAUAGGGAGUCUGCUGCACGCUCUCGGGCGAGAAAACAGGCUUACCACAAUGAGUUAAUGAGCAAGGUUUCAUGUCUUGAAGAGGAAAACAUGAAGCUCAAGAAAGAGAAGGAAUGGGCGAAAACGGUGUAUUGCAAUUUUGACGAACCAAGAUAUCAGCUUCGAAGAACAAAAGAAUCCCAUCAACGGCUCAGUCCUCCUCCCCAAAACCCUAAGCUCUCUCUUCGAUCCCUAUUGUCUCGUCCAGUGCCAAUCAAUCUAAAUGUUGAAAGGCUUCUGACCCGUACGACAACAACAAGAGGUGAUCCUCCAUUGAAGAAACUUCAGAAAAAGUUUACAUCUUUCGCGCUGGAAAUAGAGAGAGAAGCCGAUAACCAUAGUGACUGUGAGAGACUUGCCAAGGCCUUUUUACAGGAGAUGAAUACUUUUGAAAUUCCGCUUCUCAAGAGUAAAGCAGUUAUAGAUGCUAAUAUUAGAGAGAAGGAAAACUUCAACGAGUUGAAAGAUGAGAUAAAUAAGCAGAUUUUACAGGCACAGGCCGAUAUAGAAGAUCUGAAGAAACAGCUGGAAGAGAGCAAGACUGAGAGGCAUCACAAAGAGGAGUGUGAGGCUAUUAGGAAGUUGAUUGCCAUGCAGCCUCCAAGAUCAGAGACUCAAAAAAUCAUUACAGAUCUCGAGAAAGAGAUUGCAAUGUUAGAAGCAGAGAACACUGCUGGGUCAAGGACACUCGAACUUCGCAAAAAGCAAUUUGCUCUUCUGUUACAUGUGGUGGAUGAAUUGCAGAAUAACAUUGAGGAGGAGCAGAGAAAUUUAAUGGAGGAAAUGCGAAUGUCUUUUGAUGAGAAUAGGACUGGAGUUGAGGAUACCGCUGGUGGUCCCCAAGCCAUGGCUCUUGAUUAG
Messenger RNA from Fraxinus pennsylvanica, 1518 nucleotides. The record is from the annotation of a GenBank genome assembly. Lineage: Eukaryota; Viridiplantae; Streptophyta; Magnoliopsida; Lamiales; Oleaceae.